GUCCUACCACUGCCAGUGAGCAUUCAGUAUCAGAGAACCACUACUGGCAGCCAGGUGUUUGGAACAUUACUUUUGAAUUGAAAAGCGCCGGAAUAGAGUACCGUCACGUGUGAUCUUUUCACGCUACGAUAUAACAUACAGACAAUUCUAGUAGAAGAGUUUUUCACGAGCUCAGUGAGAGGUGUAAUAUUUGUUAUCUACGGCUAUCCAUCAAAACUUGUUAAACCUUACCAACCAGCAGCAAUCGGUGGGAAGAAUUGUUAAUUACUGUAACGAUGAAAUUUUCAACCGGCUUUAUAUUGUUGGUGUUUUGUGCCAGCUGGACCUACGGGCAGCAGCGUCGUACCACGCCUUUUCGGAUAUCCAACAGAGUGGGAGAGGCAACGGCCAGAACUCCAACGCCUCCGCAGAACGAUGAAACUCUUUCCAGAGCAGUAGUUGAUUUGGCACUGGCUUUAGGUCGGGAAGCUGCGGAAUCCAAUGGAGCCUCAAGCGCCGCCGAUGUCUUCUCCCCCGUCAGUAUUAUGGGUGUUUUGAACCUGCUGCUCCUCGGAGCUGAUGGGAUCAGCAGAUCCGAACUGCUGGGUGCGUUAAAAAUGAACACUCGAAUGACCAUGCCCAAUUAUCACCGGAAGUCAUCCGCCAUGAUGAGUAACCUCUUGUCGAAAAACCCACAAUCGAUGGAUGUCUUACCAUGGAAGGCGGUAUCCUGCAUCAAGGAUGAUUACGAGGACUAUGAUGAUCUACCGGCUCAAACUACUCCCAAAACCACACAACUUCGCAUUGCCAAUGGAAUAUUCUCUCAGAUAAACUUUCCAAUUAGCAGUAAAUUUAUAGACAUAGCCAAUCAAUACUACGGUGCCGAAGCUCAGAGAGUAAACUUCAAAGAUUCCUUCUCGGCAGCAGCUCUCAUCAACAAAUGGGUUACCCAGGCAACCAAUGGACGAAUUCGCGAAGUUUCCAACGGACAAUUUUCGCCCGAAACCAGUAUGAUGAUUGCCAGUUCGCUUUAUUUCAAAGCCUCGUGGGAACACGAAUUCACCGCCAAGUCAACUCGUCCAAGAGAUUUCUACCCCGAUGGCUCCGGACGACCAUCCUUCAAGGUCGAUUCUAUGACCCUCACCGAAUGUCUGCCGUACUACUUCGAUCGGAAUGCCGGAGUACGAAUCAUCGGAUUUCCCUACAGCGACAAUUCCACAACCAUGUACGUGAUCAUGCCCCAGAAUUCCACCCGAGCUAAGCUACGCAGUCUCCAGUUGCAGCUAACUUCCACUCAAAUCGACAACAUGAUUAAGUCUAUGGCUCGCAAAACGGCCACAGUCACCUUCCCAAGAAUGGAACUGACCAGCAGUACAAAUCUGGAGAACUCAUUCCGCCGGCUAGGCAUCAAAUCGAUCUUCCAUCCUCAGCAAAGUAAUCUGCGCAUCAUGCUGGAACCCACCGCUCAAGGCCGAGUUCCACUGCACGUAAGCCAGAUCACACACAAAGUGAACCUGAGCGUCGACGAAAAGGGAACCGAAGGAUCUGCCGUGACGGUGACGCUCGUCGAUCGCGUCGGAUCAUCCGUAAACUUCAUUACCAAUGGACCGUUCCUGAUCUACGUUAGGCACGAUCCCACCAGGCUGCCGAUCUUCUACGGAGCAGUAUAUGAUCCACGAGGUUAGGUUCUGCUGAGAGAAAAAGCGAAACGAAGCGAGAGAGAGAGCAGCUUGGCGGCUCUGCUGUGCGACAUGGUGCCAAAGAACGCUCGAUCGAGAAUGUUUUACAUUCUGGGGAGCGCAACGAUAACUAAGCGACUGUUGAUCAGUUAGAUACUUAUUAUAAGCUUUAGUACUUUGUUCCAGGCAGUAUUUAUAUAUUUUUAAAAAAAUAUUUUGUUUAAUAAAACCCAAUUCAAAUUA
Molecule: messenger RNA, 1901 nt
Organism: Uranotaenia lowii
Lineage: Eukaryota; Metazoa; Arthropoda; Insecta; Diptera; Culicidae
Product: serine protease inhibitor 28Dc-like
Exons: 2
Coding region: 276-1664 (462 amino acids)
Molecular function (GO): serine-type endopeptidase inhibitor activity
Source: RefSeq, a predicted model, not a curated record